UGCCGUGGAGUAAUGACCUCAGUGACACGAACGGUGGCGGCGGCGGCGGUGGUGGUGGUGGUGCUGGCGGGCGUGGCGGCGGCUAGCCCGGGCCCGUGGUUCCUCAAAGGCUUUGGCUACGACGACGAUAGUUACGGCUACGACGACUACGGCGGCUAUGGGCACGACGAUGGCUACGGCGGCUAUGGGCACGACGACGGCUACGACAGCUACUUCAAAGGCUGGUUUAAGGGCUACGGGGACAAGGGCAAAGGCUGCGGCGGGUGCGGCCACUCCAGCGGAUAUGGUGGUGGCUACGGUGGUGGCUACGGUGGCGGCCAUGGAGGCUACGGGAAGGGCCAUGGGAAGGGCUACGGCAAGGGCCACGGGAAGGGCUACAGUGGCGGCCAUGGCGGCGGCUAUGGUGGCGGACAUGAUGGCGGCUACGGUGGCGGCCAUGGCGGCGGUUACGGUCAUGAAAUCAGCUAUGGUGGCGGCUACGAUGACCACCACGACGACUACGGUUACCACUAAGGGAGGUGACGAUGACGCUCCCCCCGCCUUGCACUGUUAGCAAAUGUUGUUUGUAUUUAUAAUAAAACAUUGUUGUGAAA
Eriocheir sinensis (Chinese mitten crab) is the source of this 593-nucleotide messenger RNA. Its product is annotated as keratin-associated protein 21-1-like. Lineage: Eukaryota; Metazoa; Arthropoda; Malacostraca; Decapoda; Varunidae. The record is from RefSeq and is a predicted model, not a curated record. The transcript has 3 exons. Bases 13 to 513 code for a protein of 166 amino acids.